Messenger RNA from Paraglomus occultum, 131 nucleotides. The record is from the annotation of a GenBank genome assembly. NCBI's taxonomy places the organism in Eukaryota, Fungi, Glomeromycota, Glomeromycetes, Paraglomerales, Paraglomeraceae.
AUCAAAUCCAAAUAAAACGAGUUGUCAGACGUGUGACUAUAAACAAAGGAAGUUCGAGUGCUGGAGUAAAUCGCGAGAAGGACAUUUCAGUGGACGAUCGGCUGAGAUUACCCGUCACGUCUGACGGAUGA